GAAGAUUCAGGACGUCUGCAAACAUCUCAGCCCAUUAUGGUGUGGACAGGUGUGCUGAGGGCAGUGCUCCUCCUCUCUCUGCUCUCUUCAGGAAUCAGGGAUGUUGAAGGCCAGAGAACUGUAGACCUGAAGGCACUGGAGCACAUAGUCAGUGUGAUAAAUGUGCAUAACAAUAAAAACCCAUCGACAUCUGCACCAGCAUCUGGAUCAGCAUCUGCGCCGGAUGAUGUUCAGUAUGCUAUGGCAAUCAGGAUUGCAAAGGAUGGUUGUCUAAAAGAAACUGAUAGUGCGAACUUUGUAUCUCUUAAAGAAGAAGUCAGUCAAUUCAAGAACCAACUGGAGAAAAAAGGGGUGUAUUAUGAAAGAAAUACAAUCAUUGCUGCAAGACCUAGUGAAAGGCCUGAUAGGCAUUCAGAGUACACACUGUUGAUAGAAGACGAGGGGAAGGCCAUUAAAAACUUGCUAAAGGAUGAAAAGGGAAGAAAAGAUGAUUGUGUAAUCUUUUACACCUACAACUCCCCCUGUUUAGACACGUGCCUAGAUGAAGAGAAAGAUAAAGCCAAACAAAUUCUGUAUGAUAAACAACAAAAAAAACAAAAACAAAACCAAAACCAAAACCAAAACCAAGGCAGCCAAUCAUUAAUUCUGAAGUGCAUUUAUAAUCAUCUCGGUGUUCUUAACUCCCUCCAAGGGCCAAGGGCCUUUGUUUUCACACAGAUCUACAGAAACGACAAAAAUAAGGAUAUAAACCUUCUGAGAACAGCUUUCAAGGAGAUAACAAAAACAAUUCCUCUGUAUCAGUGUGAUAACAAUAAUAAGUGUCGGCCUUGUGAGGAGAAUAAUGCAUUCUGUGUCCCUGACAAGCUUUGAACUUUAGGUUUGACUUUGCCUGGGUAGACCAGUUCUUAUCUGAUCUCUAUCAAACGCCAAAUCCAGAGAUGCUGAACAGACCUGCUUUAACCCCAAUUUACCUGCUCAAUUCGCACUGUUAGCAUUGUAGCUUUUUCAAGCCAAAAGGUAGGAUUCACUGAUUCAGUCGAUGACAUUGUAAUUGUGCCCUGGCUCCAUACUGUAUGUGACAGGUUUCCUAAAUGAGUGACUCUCUGACUCCAGCUCAAAGACGUUUUACAGUACAGUCAUACGCAAAAGUUUGAACACCCCCUGGUCAAAUUACAGGUUGUGUUGAUUUUCUGGGUGAAAAUAUGUGAACAUCUACAGUGCUCCUCUACAGAGUACACAUGUAAACUGUUGCAAAUUUUAGUUUCUAUGCAUGGGAAAAAAUUAAAACAUAAAAUAUAAUAUGAACCAUAACUUUUGCUUAGGCCACAUUUUGUGUUUGAGUAAAUGUUGACUGGCUGAAUUCAGCACAAGAUCUUCAAUUAUCACCGAGUUUGCACUAAUCAGGUGAAGUUCGGGGAAACAUGCUGUUGUGGCAUUCGACCAUACCACCAAUGCAGCAGAUAGAGAUUAGGUUGAAAAACUCUCUUUAACACAUACAGCACAUAAAAAUAAAUGAAAUGUAAAACAGUUGACUUUCACAUCAUAUAAAAGCUAUGUUAUCUCUGCUUGCUCUGUAUUAGUAAUCUAUAUCAGGAGUUCAUGCUUUGCCAAUAUGUUACUCUUUAAAUUCAAUAAAUACUGCAGCAUUGAUCACA
This is a messenger RNA of Colossoma macropomum (tambaqui), 1655 nucleotides long. RefSeq lists its product as uncharacterized. The transcript is spliced from 3 exons. Bases 37 to 870 code for a protein of 277 amino acids. NCBI's taxonomy places the organism in Eukaryota, Metazoa, Chordata, Actinopteri, Characiformes, Serrasalmidae. The record is from RefSeq and is a predicted model, not a curated record.